Acipenser ruthenus (sterlet) is the source of this 6296-nucleotide messenger RNA. Its product is annotated as ceramide-1-phosphate transfer protein-like. Bases 4533 to 5435 code for a protein of 300 amino acids. Gene Ontology annotation, molecular function: ceramide 1-phosphate binding; ceramide 1-phosphate transfer activity. Gene Ontology annotation, cellular component: cytosol; membrane; cytoplasm. The transcript has 8 exons. Gene Ontology annotation, biological process: intermembrane lipid transfer; ceramide transport. Lineage: Eukaryota; Metazoa; Chordata; Actinopteri; Acipenseriformes; Acipenseridae. The record is from RefSeq and is a predicted model, not a curated record.
AAUUAAGAUAAUUAUCAGUUCAAUUAAGGGUCUAGUUCAGUAAUUGAGAGGUCAGUUUGAUUGAAAACCAGCAGACACAACAAGGGGUCCCCCGGACCGGGGUUCAAAACCGCUGCAUUAGAAUAUUUUAUUAACAUUUCAUGAUUUUUUUCGGGGGGAGGGGGGUUCAUUUCAAGAGCGAGACUUGCUAAAACGUUACUAAAAACGUUGCGAGGAGCCUCUAACUUCAAUUAUUUGGUUAAUUUGUAACCCAAUUUGAAUUUAAUUAGGUGCGAAACGGACACCAGUAUAUUAGCUUCUGCUGGUUGCUAUAGUAACCAGGGGAAAAAAAAAAAAAACACAACCGGAAACAGAAAUGUACCUAGGUUUGUGUUUUAAAAAUAAAAAAAAACGCCGUUUAGCAAAAAAUGACAGCGGAUAGAACGGUUUAAAAAAAAUUAAAAAAUUAAAAAAAAGACGUUGACGAGGUAAACAUUGUCUACUUCAGGUAUAACUUCGUAAAGAUUGAUUUUGUAGAACAAUACGGCUUUUUUAUUUUCGAAAAACAGUAGCUGUUUUGGCAUAGACAAAUACAUACAAUUAUAUAUACCAACUAACUUAUAUUAUUAUUACUAUUAUUAUUAUUAUUAUUAUAACCGCGGCCUUGUUUAUUUUUUCUUGCUCGCAGUACGUGGUAAUGAUGGGCGUUGCUAAGGGCAACGAUCUCUGUACCUGUGUUGUGUUUCUGCGCUUGUUCAGAGUAAAUAAUUAAUCUACAAAUAUGCCAAUUCAAAGGGCUUUUCGUGUCCUGAUUUUUUGUUAUUUAUAUAAUUGAAAGGUAACUGUGGUCACACACGCACAGCUAUACUGCUACUGGCGGCGUUAAUUUAGUUUACUGUGUUUGUUUAGGCGUCCUUUUUUUUUUUUUUUUUUUGGUAUUUACUUUGGACGGAUCGAGAGGCGGACGUGCAGUGGAAAAAAAAAAGAUUAUUCUGUCUUUCUGACGACUAAAGAGUAGUUCUGUAAAAGGAAGAAAAAAAAAAAAGCCCUCUCAGUAAUGGAAGGUGCCAAGGUGGGAAUCCCCUCUUCUCCAGUCUCGCAGAGCGCCCCUCCUGGAAAGCCUGUGUCGCUGGUUCUGCCUCCCACCCCCUGCGUGGAGUACAGCGAGCCCAGCGGGACCCCCACUCAGACCGGACCCCUGAAGGAGCGCAGGACCUCCGCAGAGCUGCGACAAAGCACAGAGGCCCCCCUUUCUCUCUCCAGUCCGGAGCUGUUGUCCGAGUUGAAGACUGGGAAGCAGCUGAGACGCGUUCCCAGGAGUACCGGGAUGACCACAGUGUUCUCCGGACGAGGCAGAGCGGGCCAUCGCCUGAACUCGGAGUAACUCUGAUUGGUCGGCACAGCCAGCCAAUCGGAACGCUGCUCCACGCUGCCACACAGCCAAUCAGCGACAGCGGCGACCCCUCUGUGAACUGUGACCUCCCGAUUCGGGGGUGCGAGAGGCCAACCGCAGCCCGUGCCAACUCCCAGCAAAACCAAUCUGCCUCUAACAGCCAUGCCAGCAGCCUAAUCGAUGUGUACUGUGAAUUACUGCGCUUUACUGGACUCUGGGACGCACUGAAAAAAUAAAGCUGAGAGACUGGGAUGGAAGGAAGACUCCCACUGCACAGCAGUGUGAUCCAUUCCAGGUUUUACUACCAGCUUGAUCAGCCCCAGUGUGUCUAGGUAACAAGCUCAGGUGUGUCUGAUUAUUAAACUCACAGUGAAAACAGGACUGGAUCAAACCGCUCUGCGACAGGAGUCUCAUUUCCAUCCUUGAGAAAAAUGAUGCUGUUAUAAAUUUGACAAACAGGAUCUAGAAAAGAACAGAUCACAACCUUCUCUCUCUCUCUCUCUCUCUCUCUCUCUCUCUCUCUCUCUCUCUCUCUCUCUCUCUCUCGAUAGCUCGUUUAGUCACCUCUCCUCUUGAUUCUAAUUAUAUAGCUCAGUACAGUUAGAUGGGAAGACUUCAAACGUCAGCCAAGUGUUUAAUAGUUCAGAGGCAGGGUCUGUUUUAAGGAUCUAGCAUCCCAGAGCUGUGUUUUAAUUCUUCCUGUAAUAGUAACCCAGGCGGGGGUCCCUCAGAAGUGAUUUGUUGAGAGAAUUCUGAACGUGAUUAAUACGCACAGUACCGACACAGUGAAAUCAGGGUUGAACAUUUUCAGGGAGGCGAUCAUUGAAACAGACCCUUCAGGGGUUUCGCCAAAACCUUCAAAACCGUUGUCAAAAGUGUGUGUGUGUGUGUCUGAGUGUCACUGUCUGUCUGUCUGUGAGUGUGUGUGUGUGUGUGUCUGUCUCUGUCUGUCUGUGAGUGAGUGUCUCUGUGUGGUGUGUGUGUGUGUCUGUGUCUGUGUCUGUGUGUGUCUGUCUCUACGUGUGUGUCUCUGUGUGUGUGUGUCUGUCUGCGUCUGUCUGUGUCUGUCUCUGCGUGUCUGUCUGUGUGUGUCUGUGUGUGUGUGUGUGUGUGUGUGUGUGUCUCUAGCACUCUGCCGUGUUUGUACAGUAGCCAGCGUACAGUGUAAGUGAAUUUAGUUCUCAAGAAAAACAGAAUAAAAAAGAAAAAGUAGGGAAGAAAAAUAAUUUAAAAAGAAGGAAAGAGAAUAACGAAGGGAAGAAUGAAAGAAAGUAAAUAAAAGGGAAGAAUAAAAGGAAGGGGGGAUGAAGAGAAAGAAUAGAGGGAAGGCUAAAAGAAGAAUGAAAUAAAUUGAAGGAAAGGGGAAGGAAAGAAGGAAACAGUUGUUUUUUUUUUGUUUUAUCAGUAUUUCAAUCACACACGCCUAUUCUGGUAUUUUAUCUGCUAAUAAGACCCAAGCCUAUCAACAAAUACCAAUCAUGUUAACACCAGCGCUUCACCCUCUGGCUUUACCGCAGCUUGUCAGAUUAAUGAGUCACCAGCCAUCGACCUUUCCACUCCACACAGCAGAUUGCUGGCUGGCUGGUGGCAGUAAAAGCUGAUUACAGGAACGUUUUGCCUUUCCCAGUCAAAGUGACACGUCUCUGAUUCCAGUAAUCAGAUGCACAGCUUCUCUCCCUUCCUCCCAGUCCCUCCUCGGCUCUACUAGAGCCACACUGCCUCCCUCCCUCCCAGUCCCUCCUCAGCUCCACUAGAGCCACACUGCCUCCCUCCCAGUCCCUCCUCAGCUCCACUAGAGCCACACUGCCUCCCUCCCUCCCAGUCCCUCCUCGGCUCCACUAGAGCCACACUGCCUCCCUCCCUCCCAGUCCCUCCUCAGCUCCACUAGAGCCACACUGCCUCCCUCCCUCCCAGUCCCUCCUCAACUCCACUAGUGCCACACUGCUUCCCUCCCUCCCAGUCCCUCCUCAGCUCCACUAGAGCCACACUGCUUCCCUCCCUCCCAGUCCCUCCUCAGCUCCACUAGAGCCACACUGCCUCCCUCCCUCCCAGUCCCUCCUCAGCUCCACUAGAGCCACACUGCUUCCCUCCCUCCCAGUCCCUCCUCAGCUCUCAGCACUAGCAGCCAGCGUCUCUCUCUAUAUUAGCAAUGUUUUUUUUGUGUGUUGUCUCAUGUUGGUAUGGUUUUAUUUGUGUAUCCUUGUCGUCCUGGUUAAUAAAGUUCAGUGACUUGUGUUCCUUUCUUUAGUGUGGUCUUUCUUCAUCUCUGCAGCAGACAGGGUCCUGAGACAGAAUACUGACUGACUGACACCCUAUUGACAGUUUUAUGGCAGGUACACCCUAUUGACAGUGUUUUGGCAGGUACACCUUAUUGACAGUGUUAUGGCAGGUAUAUCCUAUUGACAGUGUUAUGGCAGGUGCACUCUACUGACAGUGUUAUGGCAGGUACACCCUAUUGACAGUGUUAUGGCAGGUAUGCCCUAUUGACACUGUUUUGGCAGGUACACACUAUUGACAGUGUUAUGGCAGGUAUAUCCUAUUGACAGUGUUAUGGCAGGUGCACUCUACUGACAGUGUUAUGGCAGGUACACCCUAUUGACAGUGUUAUGGCAGGUAUAUCCUAUUGACAGUGUUAUGGCAGGUACACCUUAUUGACAGUGUUAUGGCAGGUACACCCUAUUGACAGUGUUAUGGCAGGUAGCCCUACACGUAAGAGGUCAGACUGAACCUCACCUUGCACUGUUUGAUAAAUCUUUGCCUUAUCUACAAAAAACAAACCCAGUCAGCAAACGUGGGUUACGAAAUGAGAGAGAGAGAGAGAGAGAGAGAGAGAGAACGCCUCAGCUAAGCAAAAAUCUGAAACUUAAAAUUUAAAAACUCUCCAAAAAAAAUGACAAUAGGUGAAACUUAGGGAUGAAUGUCAGAUUAUUUGGUAGGUUCGAUUUGUUUUCUUAAUGCAAAUCACCAGCGUUAGGACAGACGCACAGACGCACAGACGCACAGACACUGCAAUAGGAUUUCAAAUCCGUGUCCGCUGUUAUGAAGUAUGUCGGGUUGCGUGUAGCGGUUGAAACCAGAGUUCUCGCCGUUUGUUUCACGCGGUAACUGUCCUGGAAAAACGGAAGAAAAAAGAAGUGUGUUUUGUUGUUUUUUUUUUUAAAUGAAGACGGUCGGUAAAGCAAUGGGGUCAGCGCGGUUUUAUAAAUUCUUCAUCCCGGUGGCUGUGUUCGCUCUUCUACUCUACCUGGCAAGCCUCAGAUUGCCAGAAUCACACCGGUGGGAUUGCAGAGCUAUCGGGGGACCCUGCCUCAGGAAUCACAUUUCUGGGGAGCCUGGGGGUGAUGUCAGCUCCAGGCCAGCAGAGGGCGCUGUGGAGAGCACGGAGCACAGCAGGCUGUGCCGGGGGCGGGACUUCCAGAUCCACCGGGUGCUGACAGCGUUUAACUCCGCGGUGACCGUAGAGCGGGAGAUACUGCUGGACCGCUACCUGGAGGGCUGGGAUGAGCUGGUCAAGUUCCUGGAGGCUUUGGGGACAGUGAUCGGUUUCAUCUCUCAGGAGGUGAAGGGUAAGCUGGGGCUGGUGCGGGAUCUGCGUCGUGGAGCCCCUGCGACGGAGAAGGGGGACCCCUAUCGGACCUUGCGCUCCAUGAUGGCUCACGAGCUGCGGGCGGGGCUGGUGGAUUUCCGUCGGCAGUCCCUCUCCGGCUGUCGCACUCUGCUGAGGCUGCACCGCUCCCUGCACUGGCUGCAGCUGUUCCUGCGCGCCGUGGAACGCAGUUCCGCAGAGGACAGCAUGGGGGCGCUGUGCAGCGUGGCGUACAACCAGGCGCUGGCGCCUUACCAUAGCUGGCUGCUCCGGCAGGCCGUGGGUGUGGCUCUCGUGGCGCUGCCAGACAGGGCGGAGUUCUUCAGGAUCGUGUGUGGGGAGGAGGGGGAGGAGGAGAAGGGGGAGAGGGAGAGGGAGGGGCGGCAGCUCCUUGAGAGGACAGUCCUGGCUAUCACACGGGUUUAUAACAUCACACAGGAGGCGUACCAGGAGAACGGCAUGCUGGACUUGCCCUAACCUCCAGGUCCUAUUCCCCCCCCUACCCCCAAGCUCAUGGCUGGUAUCUCCUCAAUAUUUUGUUUCAGACACCCUAUCUGCAAAAUCUUAACUGCUAACUCUCAGCCCUUCAAAAGGAGGAGACAAUUUUGUUGAAUUGUCACGUAUGUCACCUCCUGACCCUUCAUGUGCUCUGGAGCCCCCAUUCUCAAUGGCAGCGUGGUUAACGAAGCACCGACAGGACACCAAUGGAGGAAACAGAGCCACCUGUAGCUCGAGCUGGCAAAGUCAAAUAUUUAUCAGAGGAGCGAUUUUCAUAUCGUGCCAUUGGUUUAGUGUCUGCUUGUGCAGGUUGUGGAUCCAUAACUAUAACAGCAAAUGCUGCAGAAUUUAGAAAUAUCGUAAGACUUAAUUGAAAAAGAAAAUUAAUGUUUCAAUGAGAAAUCUUUUAUAAAAACACAAAUGAUCUUUCAUGUAAGGAGCCUGAGUUCAUGAAACCAGGCACAAGCAGAAAUGAUACCAAACUUAGUUCUUUGGAAAUAGGAAAGAUCCAUCUUGCUAGAAUCUGUGUAAAACCCCUAAAAUUUAUUACAAUAUAUAUUUUUUUUGAAUGUCAACUGUAAGCAAGUGAUACUUGACAUUCAUCCUAACCACACAUUUCUCUUCAAAAAACACUUUUGCUGGUUUCACCAACUCUAGCCUUUUAACUAUCUUAAAAUGAGAAAAAAAAAGUGAAUCAUGGUCUGUGAAACCAGCCAUUUCACAUGCUAGUCUCCAGCUAAGAAUUAGAUUUUAGUAUAGUCUUACCAGGAGAUUAGACAGACACCAUGUCUAUCUACACACAUGUUUCUGAAGUUCUAACAAGCUAGUUUCAUGCACUAU